ACGGAUGUCAAUUUUUAAAGGUUUGCCCAUCAUGAGUUGCCGUAGUGUAGUAUCCUAGCAACGGGUAGUAACACGAAAAUACCCUUUUCGGAGGCAGCGAUGAGAUUCUAAGAUUUCCCUCGGAUUUAUUCCUCAAACCACGUUACAGUUAAAAAUGUUAAGUUGGCUGGUAAGUGACAUGCUGAUACGCGAUUAAGCUCUAACACGAACCUUCCUUUGCCGAUAUUUGCGUUAUUGGAGGGGGGAAAUUAUCACCGCAGAAGUCUUAACGUCGUGAGUUAACGCUUUCCUUGGUAAAAUGGAUGACGGAAGGACAGUAUAUUCCCGUAUUUACGUGGAGAAGACCUUGGCAAUAAUAAAGCCGGACGCCGUACACAAAGCAGAGGAUAUCGAAGCCGUCAUCCUCAAAUCGGGCUUCACAAUAUUGCAGAAGCGCAGGCUGCAGCUUAGUCCAGAACAAUGCAGUGACUUGUACGCACAACAUUAUGGUAAGCUACUUUUUCCCAGCUUGACUGCCUUCAUGAGCUCUGGCCCCAUCAUUGCUCUGGCAUUGGCCCGGGACAACGCUAUUGCCCACUGGAAGGCCAUCAUCGGGCCGGUCAACAGCGUCAAGGCCAAGGAGACCCACCCGGAAUGCCUGAGAGCAAAGUAUGGCACCUCUGAACUGUGCAAUGCACUUCAUGGCAGUGAGUCAUUCACUGCUGCAGAGAGAGAGAUCAAAUACAUGUUUCCAAACUUUGUAGUUGAGCCCGUCCCAAUGGAAGAGGCAGUCAAAGAAUAUCUGUUCAAGUACAUAAACCCAACUUUGCUCAGUGGGCUGACUGAGCUUUGCAAACAGAAGCCACUCAACCCCUGUAUUUGGCUUGCUGAGUGGCUGAUCUUAAACAACCCUAACAAGCCUAAGAUAUAUGAUGGGGCCACUGUGAAAGAAGCAGAAUAACAACGUGAUAAAGAGAGAAGAAUAUGACAUUUCAGACAAACUAAUUUAAAAGCAAUUGUAUUACUUCAAUGCUGAGAUCAAAUAAAACGUGAUUUUGCAACACAUCACAUGCUUAAAUUGUACUGUUAAA
Lampris incognitus (smalleye Pacific opah) is the source of this 1070-nucleotide messenger RNA. It is a transcript of the gene nme5, whose product is annotated as NME/NM23 family member 5. The record is from RefSeq and is a predicted model, not a curated record. Bases 299 to 940 code for a protein of 213 amino acids. Gene Ontology annotation, molecular function: nucleoside diphosphate kinase activity. Gene Ontology annotation, biological process: GTP biosynthetic process; CTP biosynthetic process; UTP biosynthetic process. The transcript is spliced from 5 exons. Lineage: Eukaryota; Metazoa; Chordata; Actinopteri; Lampriformes; Lampridae.